ACCCACCCACGCACAAAAAAGAGGUUUCAUCUCUUCAAGCAGGCCGAGCCACAGGUUCCUCCGCACCCUCGGCCUUCCCUCCCCUCACCAGUUUCCAGCCGCGAGCGAACCCGACGCGAGUGCGGUGCCAGGGAGAGAGAAGAGGGGACUAGCACCAUGGCCGCCAGGCUGCUGCUCCUCUCCUUCGAUUGCCCGGCCGUCGCUGGCGGGCGGCGGUCUCGUCUGUCUGCAGUGCCACGGAUGUCUUCCGGUGCACCCCUCGUGCGGCCCCCAGCCUCAUCCGUCCGCGCGUUCGCGGUCACCGCCGCUAGAGGCAAGCUGCCGCACCGCACCUCCGUGGCUGUGGAGGGUGGUGGAGUUUACACUGUUGGUGACUUUAUGACUAAAAGGGAACAACUCCAUGUUGUGAAACCAUCCACUUCAGUAGAUGAAGCUCUUGAGAGGCUGGUGGAGCAUCGAAUAACUGGCUUUCCUGUUACCGAUGAUCACUGGAAUUUGGUUGGUGUGGUCUCAGAUUAUGAUCUGUUAGCACUGGACUCGAUAUCAGGAAAUGGACAGACUGAAGCUGACAUAUUUCCUGAGGUGGACAGCACUUGGAAGACUUUCCAUCACAUACAAAAGCUCUUAAGCAAAACCAAUGGGAAAGUAGUUAGUGAUGUUAUGACUUCUGCACCUCUUGUGGUGCGUGAAACUACUAACCUUGAAGAUGCUGCAAGGUUACUUCUUGUUAGUAAAUACCGCAGGCUGCCAGUAGUCGACAGUUCGGGCAAAUUGGUUGGAAUCAUCACAAGAGGGAACGUCGUCAGAGCUGCUCUUGAGUUUAAGAAAAAUGUUGAAGGGAGUCUUUGAAGUGGAACUGUAGAUGAUCCUUUCCGAAGGUGAAACUUGAACAUAUUGCUAGUAGGCUAGUUUAAUUGCAGUUGGGAUACAUGUACUGUCACAGCCCUAGAAUUAUUUUAGCUCCAAUAAUUAUUUUGGUUUGAUUA
This is a messenger RNA of Aegilops tauschii subsp. strangulata, 986 nucleotides long. Its product is annotated as CBS domain-containing protein CBSX1, chloroplastic. NCBI's taxonomy places the organism in Eukaryota, Viridiplantae, Streptophyta, Magnoliopsida, Poales, Poaceae. The record is from RefSeq and is a predicted model, not a curated record.